This is a messenger RNA of Rhinopithecus roxellana (golden snub-nosed monkey), 5948 nucleotides long. RefSeq names its product glutamate ionotropic receptor AMPA type subunit 1 (gene GRIA1). NCBI's taxonomy places the organism in Eukaryota, Metazoa, Chordata, Mammalia, Primates, Cercopithecidae. Bases 786 to 3299 code for a protein of 837 amino acids. Gene Ontology annotation, biological process: synaptic transmission, glutamatergic; modulation of chemical synaptic transmission; monoatomic ion transport. The transcript has 16 exons. Gene Ontology annotation, cellular component: plasma membrane; postsynaptic membrane; AMPA glutamate receptor complex. The record is from RefSeq and is a predicted model, not a curated record. Gene Ontology annotation, molecular function: transmitter-gated monoatomic ion channel activity involved in regulation of postsynaptic membrane potential; AMPA glutamate receptor activity.
AGUUAAUCUGGCUGUCAGUUGGUGUUAACGCUGCAGUUUAAGUGCUCCGAUUCCAAGGGAAACAGACAAACCUCACUGAAGGAAGGAAGGAAGCAAGCAAGGAAGGAACAGCAGGAGGAAAAGAACAGGCAGAACAGCGAGAAGAAUAAAGGGAAAGGGGGGAGAAACACCAAAUCUAUGAUUGGACCUGGGCUUCUUUUUCGCCAAUGCAAAAAGGAAUAUGCAGCACAUUUUUGCCUUCUUCUGCACCGGUUUCCUAGGCGCGGUAGUAGGUGCCAAUUUCCCCAACAAUAUCCAGAUCGGUGAGUGAGGGGGCAGCCUGGGGAGGGACUUUCUGGGUCUGGCCAGGGAUUUUCUGGGGCAUAGGGGUUGUGUACCCCCUCCCCGAUACUGACUGUUGUGCUUGGCUCCCUAAAGCUGUGCUGCAGUAACAGAAGGGAGACUUGGGCUGACAGCCAGAGGAGGGGGCUUCUCCUGAUAGGAUGAGGGCAGAGGGGAAGUGUUCGCACAUACACACAUCCCACUCGCACUCCAGGCAAGAGCAUGUGAAAUGGAGGAACUAUCGCUUUGGAGGAAAAAAAAAUCAGGCUGAAAGGGGUGGUGGGUGUUUAAGGAGUUAACUGUAUUGCUUGGUAGAUGGUGCUUGAUUCCAUUUUUAAUGGGGAUUAUUUCCAAACCAGCAGUCACAGGAACAUGCUGCUUUUAGAUUUGCUUUGUCGCAACUCACAGAGCCCCCGAAGCUGCUCCCCCAGAUUGAUAUUGUGAACAUCAGCGACAGCUUUGAGAUGACCUAUAGAUUCUGUUCCCAGUUCUCCAAAGGAGUCUAUGCCAUCUUUGGGUUUUAUGAACGUAGGACUGUCAACAUGCUGACCUCCUUCUGUGGGGCCCUCCACGUCUGCUUCAUUACUCCGAGCUUUCCCGUUGAUACAUCCAAUCAGUUUGUCCUUCAGCUGCGCCCUGAACUGCAGGAUGCCCUCAUCAGCAUCAUCGACCAUUACAAGUGGCAGAAAUUUGUCUACAUUUAUGAUGCUGACCGGGGCUUAUCCGUCCUGCAGAAAGUCCUGGACACAGCUGCCGAGAAGAAUUGGCAGGUGACAGCAGUCAACAUUUUGACAACCACAGAGGAGGGAUACCGGAUGUUGUUUCAGGACCUGGAGAAGAAAAAGGAGCGACUGGUGGUGGUGGACUGUGAAUCAGAACGCCUCAAUGCUAUCUUGGGCCAGAUUAUAAAGCUGGAGAAGAAUGGCAUAGGCUACCACUACAUCCUUGCGAAUCUGGGCUUCAUGGACAUUGACUUAAACAAAUUCAAGGAGAGUGGCGCCAAUGUGACAGGUUUCCAGCUGGUGAACUACACAGACACCAUCCCAGCCAAGAUCAUGCAGCAGUGGAAGAAUAGUGAUGCUCGAGACCACACUCGGGUGGACUGGAAGAGACCCAAAUACACCUCUGCGCUUACCUACGAUGGGGUGAAGGUGAUGGCUGAGGCUUUCCAGAGCCUGCGGAGGCAGAGAAUUGAUAUAUCUCGCCGGGGGAAUGCCGGGGAUUGUCUGGCUAACCCAGCUGUUCCCUGGGGCCAGGGCAUCGACAUCCAGAGAGCUCUGCAGCAGGUGCGAUUUGAAGGUUUGACAGGAAAUGUGCAGUUUAAUGAGAAAGGACGCCGGACCAACUACACGCUCCACGUGAUUGAAAUGAAACAUGAUGGCAUCCGAAAGAUCGGUUACUGGAAUGAAGAUGAUAAGUUUGUCCCUGCAGCCACCGAUGCCCAAGCUGGGGGCGAUAAUUCAAGUGUUCAGAACAGAACAUAUAUCGUCACAACAAUCCUAGAAGAUCCUUAUGUGAUGCUCAAGAAGAACGCCAAUCAGUUUGAGGGCAAUGACCGUUACGAGGGCUACUGUGUAGAGCUGGCGGCAGAGAUUGCCAAGCACGUGGGCUACUCCUACCGUCUGGAGAUCGUCAGUGAUGGAAAAUACGGAGCCCGAGACCCUGACACGAAGGCCUGGAAUGGCAUGGUGGGAGAGCUGGUCUAUGGAAGAGCAGAUGUGGCUGUGGCUCCCUUAACUAUCACUUUGGUCCGGGAAGAAGUUAUAGAUUUCUCCAAACCAUUUAUGAGUUUGGGGAUCUCCAUCAUGAUUAAAAAACCACAGAAAUCCAAGCCGGGCGUCUUCUCCUUCCUUGAUCCUUUGGCUUAUGAGAUUUGGAUGUGCAUUGUUUUUGCCUACAUUGGAGUGAGUGUCGUCCUCUUCCUGGUCAGCCGCUUCAGUCCCUAUGAAUGGCACAGUGAAGAGUUUGAGGAAGGACGGGACCAGACAACCAGUGACCAGUCCAAUGAGUUUGGGAUAUUCAACAGUUUGUGGUUCUCUCUGGGAGCCUUCAUGCAGCAAGGAUGUGACAUUUCUCCCAGGUCCCUGUCUGGUCGCAUCGUUGGCGGAGUCUGGUGGUUCUUCACCUUGAUCAUCAUCUCCUCAUACACAGCCAACCUGGCUGCCUUCCUGACCGUGGAGAGGAUGGUGUCUCCCAUUGAGAGUGCAGAGGACCUAGCAAAGCAGACAGAAAUUGCCUACGGGACGCUGGAAGCAGGAUCUACUAAGGAGUUCUUCAGGAGGUCUAAAAUUGCCGUGUUUGAGAAGAUGUGGACAUACAUGAAGUCAGCAGAGCCAUCAGUUUUUGUGCGGACCACAGAGGAAGGGAUGAUUCGAGUGAGGAAAUCCAAAGGCAAAUAUGCCUACCUCCUGGAGUCCACCAUGAAUGAGUACAUUGAGCAGCGGAAACCCUGUGACACUAUGAAGGUGGGAGGUAACUUGGAUUCCAAAGGCUAUGGCAUUGCGACACCCAAGGGGUCUGCCCUGAGAGGUCCCGUAAACCUAGCGGUUUUGAAACUCAGUGAGCAAGGCGUCUUAGACAAGCUGAAAAGCAAAUGGUGGUACGAUAAAGGGGAAUGUGGAAGCAAGGACUCCGGAAGUAAGGACAAGACAAGCGCUCUGAGUCUCAGCAAUGUGGCGGGCGUGUUCUACAUCCUGAUCGGAGGACUUGGACUAGCCAUGCUGGUUGCCUUAAUCGAGUUCUGCUACAAAUCCCGUAGUGAAUCCAAGCGGAUGAAGGGUUUUUGUUUGAUCCCACAGCAAUCCAUCAAUGAAGCCAUACGGACAUCGACCCUCCCCCGCAACAGUGGGGCAGGAGCCAGCAGCGGCGGCAGUGGAGAGAAUGGUCGGGUGGUCAGCCAUGACUUCCCCAAGUCCAUGCAAUCGAUUCCUUGCAUGAGCCACAGUUCAGGGAUGCCCUUGGGAGCCACAGGAUUGUAACUGCAGCAGAUGGAGACCCCUUGGGGAGCAGGCUCGGGCUCCCCAGCCCCAUCCCAAACCCUUCAGUGCCAAAAACAACAACAAAAUGAAACGCAACCACCACCAACCACUGCGACCACAAGAAGGAUGAUUCAACAGGUUUUCCUGAAGAAUUGAAAAACCAUUUUUCUGUCCCUUUUCCUUUUUUGAUGUUCUUUCACCCUUUUCUGUUUGCUAAGUGAGGAUGAAAAAAUAACACUGUACUGCAAUAAGGGGAGAGUAACCCUGUCUAAUGAAUCCUGUGUCUCUGACAGUAGAGUCACUGGAACACUAAUGAGGAAACUGCACUGUUUUAUUUUAAUUCAGUUGUUAGUGUGUCUUAGUGUGUGCAAUUUUUUUUCUUACUAAUAUCCAUGGUUUGCAGGUUCUGUUAGGCCCUUUCCUUCUCCUUUCUUCUUAUCCCCAACUCCUUACCCAUCCCUCUUCAGUUUUCAGAUUGGAGAUUCAAUAUUUGUUCCACUUUACAAGCAAGAGGGAAAAAAGCAACCUUCAAACUAAUUCUCCAUGGGGGCUUUCCAUGUUACCCUCCACUCCUUGGCCCCAAGCCUUUGAUGGGGACAGACAUUGUUGGAGAAGUGGGCUGCCUUCCCCAAGUGGGGCACUGCUUAAGCACUGAUUUAGUGGAGAACACAGGUGAAAAGCAACUCAGGAUGAGGGUGGUGGAGAGGGCAGGGGCAGAUGUGCAGUCAGAGAAGGACUCCUCAAGUUACUGCUGAUCAGAAAAACAGUUCCUUUAAUGUGGAAGAGCCAUUUCACAGGCCAUAGGUGGUAUGGUAUAUUUCUUCAGAGUCAACCUCGGCCCUGAGAAGUAUGUCCUUCUGGUGUGCUCAGGCUCAACGGCAGUCUGGUAGCUGAAGGCACUUGGCCUCCUAAACCAAGCAGAAUUUUGGGAAGAGAUAACAGCCAGGGAGAUAUUGCCCAUGAUUCUCACUUUUUCUUUGCCUGGUAUCUAAGCAGGAACCCAUUGUGGGGUAGAUUCUCAUCUUCUAUGGAGCCUCUGACAUGGGGAGCAAUGCUAUGCAAGCUAAGUGUGAAAGAAAGGUGACAGAAUAAUUUUGGAAGAGGAAGCCUCAUCAAAAGUUCAUACAAAAUAGAGCUUUCCAUGGUGUGCCCUAUCCUAGGUUUGAGAAAAUACAUAUGAAGUUUAUGCUCAUGCAAAGAACUUGGGUUUUUAUGUUAAUAUAAAGUGUUGUUUUAGCAUGUGGCCAGAUAAUGCUCUAUCAUCUUUAGAAAGUGAGAUACCCCAGGAAAUAAUUGAAGACGUAUAGGGAGAUGGAUUAAGUUGAUAAUGACAUUUAGGGCACCUUAAGACCUUCGAUCCCAGGUUCUCACCCAAGGAGGCUGACCUUCCCCCAGCUAAGACAGCAUGAGAACGUUGUAUUGCAAUAUACCUAUGAUUGGGGCUACAAAGCUGAACUAAAGCAAGAUUGGUGAAGUGGCAGGGUUUAUAGAGAGAAGCCCAGGGUGAGUGCAACUUUGGUUGGAAGUGAGAAUCCCUGAUACAUAGCUUUCUUGGAGAUCCCAACUCUCAUUCUUGGUGCAACUGGCUUCCAGCUCUCCAGCAGUCACUCUCCUAGGUGCAUGAUUCAGUGCGUGCCAUGUGUCAUUAGCUUUUACUGAUAACCGUGCUCUGGCUUGUUCCCUUACCCCCUACUUCUAUCCAAUUUUCUCUGCUAGGGGUUAUCAUUAGCAAUUGACAUGCUAAAGGUUUUGGAGCCUAUCUAGGGGUAGGUGCAGCUUGACUGGCUUUUCGGUGGAUUCUCUUGGUGGACCCACAACAUCUCUAUAUCUCUCCACUCUCCUGUCAUCAGCCAUAGCAAAGAAUCCUUCCAAAAUCAAACUCUUCCCUUUUUCGACUCAAGUGUUGUUGUUCAGUCUCUCGCGUGUCAAUGUGGGCAUGGUUCAUGAAACCAGACCCUCAAGAUGGAUGAUUGCUUUUCACUACUGCCAUCUGAUGUCCCUCAGCCCCUACCCUUGCACAAGAUUUUUCUCAGCCUUCAGACUACCACUGCAGAAUCCUAAGUGACCCACCAUUAAGGUGUCUGCAUCUUGGAAGAGUUGGAAAUAACCUUUUAACAUCAACAUGCUUCAAAGACUUUUUGCCUUUGGCCUGGUAAGACACCUCUCCAGCUACUGAGCCCACCAGUAACAUGAGCGGAUAAAGAGAGACUUGUUUGUGCUAGAAAUGAGGGUCUAUGCUAUGAGGGGGUCCAAGACUCUGGCGAAAUAUGCUUUUUCAUCAAUGGAGAAAUGAAAGGAAAACAAAAGCAAGAAAAAAGUUAACUUGUAUUAUGUAUUUUUACUACACUUUUCUUAAAAAUAGAAUAUUGGGGAAACUCUGAAAGAGACUGACAUUUUUCUCAACAGGAAUCCAUACUUAACAGUUCUGGCUUUCAUUAAAUUUUGCUCUUUGGUACCUGGGCCUUUUAUUUAACAUCUAUAUUUGUUUUAACUCUCCUAGCAGAUGUGUGAAAGGAUUCUUGCUUGAUCAAACACUAAAUAUUUUUUUGGUUCCUGUUUUUCUUUCAAAUAGCCAGGUUUUUUUUCUUUUGGUAUUUGCAUAAAAUGAAAAUAUCACCAAAUAUUAAAUCACUGUGGAUCCAUUAUCUA